GAGACCCCGAAUAUCAGCUGUGGCCCACCUACUGCAAUGCCGCCCUCGCUUUGGAACAGAUUUCCAAGGGCGAGGCCGUGGGCAGGAAGGCCCCAAUUUGGCUGCGGGCGAAAUUCCAGGGGAUGUUAUUCCAGCUGGGCUGCUACAUCCAGAGAAACUGUGGGAAAUUCCUGGUCAUCGGGCUCCUGGUGUUCGGAGCACUGGCCGUGGGGCUCCGGGCCGCCCACCUCCAGACCGACGUGGAGGACCUCUGGGUGGAAGUGGGAGGCCGCGUGAGCCGGGAGCUGAGCUACACACGGCGGAUGAUCGGCGAGGAGGCCAUGUUCAACCCGCAGCUGCUGAUCCAAACCCCGCGGGAGCCGGGGGCCAGCAUCCUCACCACCGAGGCCCUGGCCCAGCACCUCCACUCCGCCCUGCAGGCCUCCAGGGUUCACGUCUACAUGUACAACAGACAGUGGAAACUGGAACAUUUGUGCUACAAAUCCGGGGAGCUCAUCACAGAGGCCGGCUACAUGGACCAGCUGAUCGAGAACCUGUACCCCUGCUUGAUCAUCUCCCCCCUGGACUGCUUCUGGGAAGGGGCCAAGCUACAGGCCGGGACCGCCUACCUCAUCGGCGAGCCUCCCGUGCGCUGGACCAACUUCGACCCGCUGGUGUUCCUGGAGGAGCUCAAAAAGCUCAACUCGCUGGUGUCCAGUUGGGAGUCCAUGGUGAGCCGGGCGGAGGUGGGCCACGGCUACAUGGACCGGCCCUGCCUCCUGCCCACCGACCCCGACUGCCCCGACAGCGCGCCCAACAAGAACUCCACCCAGCCGCUGGACCUGGGCCGGAUCCUGAGUGGCGGCUGCUACGGGCUCUCGCGGAAAUACAUGCGGUGGCAGGAGGAGCUCAUCGUGGGCGGCACCGUGAGGAAUCGCACUGGAAAACUCAUCAGCGCCCAGGCCCUGCAGACCAUGUUCCAGCUGAUGACGCCCAAACAGAUGUACGAGCACUUCAAGGGCUAUGAUGUCGUCUCUCACAUCAACUGGAGCCCGGAGAAGGCCGCCGCCAUCCUGGAGGCCUGGCAGAGAACCUACGUCCAGGUCGUCCAUCACAGCGUCUCGGAGAACUCGAGCCAGAAGAUGAUGUCCUUCACGACGACUACGCUGGACGACCUCCUCAAGUCCUUCUCGGACGUCAGCGCCGCCCGCGUGGCCGGCGGCUACUUGCUCAUGCUGGUGUACGCCUGUGUGAGCAUGCUGCGUUGGGACCGCUCCUCCUCCCAGGGGGCCGUGGGGCUGGCGGGCGUCCUCCUAGUAGCCCUGUCGGUGGCGGCCGGCCUAGGCCUCUGCUCCCUUCUGGGCAUCUCCUUCAACGCCGCCACCACUCAGGUGCUCCCUUUCCUGGCCCUGGGCGUUGGGGUGGACGACGUGUUCCUGCUGGCCCAUGCCUUCAGCGAGACGGGGCAGAACGGGCGGAUCGCUUUCGAGGAGCGGACCGGGGAGUGUCUGAAGCGGACGGGCGCCAGCGUGGCCCUCACCUCCAUCAGCAACGUCACCGCCUUCUUCAUGGCCGCCCUCAUCCCCAUCCCCGCCCUGCGGGCCGUCUCCCUCCAGGCAGCUGUGGUGGUCGUCUUCAACUUCGCCAUGGUGCUCCUCAUCUUCCCCGCCAUACUCAGCAUGGACCUCUACCGCCGGGAGGACGGGCGCCUCGACGUCUUCUGCUGCUUCCCCAGCUCGUGCCCAGGGCGGCGUCCGCCCCAGCCCCCGGCGGUAGUGGACGCCACCUUUGCCCGCGAGGCACGCAUCACCAUGCGCUCCACGGUGCGGCUGUGCGCUCAGUACGAUCCUCGAACCCAGGCCUUCUACACCACGGCCCGGCCCCGCGCCCUGGUCCGCGUGCGGCCCCUUCCCGGGCCGGACCCCCGGCCGGACCCCCGGCCCGGCCCGUGGACCCUGGCCGCCUUCGCCCGCGACCACUACGUCCCCCGGCUCCUCCGGCCCCGGGCCAAGACGGGCGUCCUGCUGCUGAGCGCGGGCCUGCUGGGCGCCAGCCUGUACGGGACGACGCGGGUGCGGGACGGCCUGGACCUGACGGACGUCGUGCCCCGGGGCUCGGGCGAGCACGACUUCGUGGCGGCCCAGUUCCGCUACUUCUCCUUCUACAACGCCUACGUGGUGACCCGGGCGGCCGACUACCCGCGCGUCCAGCCCCUGCUCUACCGUCUACACGACACCUUCCGCCGCGUCAAGUACGUCAUGCUCCAGCCCGAUCGCACCCUCCCCAAGAUGUGGCUCCACUAUUUCCGCGACUGGUUGCAAGGCCUCCAGGACGCCUUCGACAGAGACUGGGCCUCCGGGCACAUCUCCCCCGGAAACUACCGCAACGGCUCCGACAGCGCCGUGCUGGCCUACAAGCUCCUCAUCCAGACGGGCAGCAGGGACAAGCCGGUGGACGUCGCCCAGCUGACCAAGCAGCGAUUGGUGGAUCCGGAUGGGAUCAUCAACCCCAACGCCUUCUAUACGUACCUGACGGCCUGGGUGAGCAACGACCCCGUGGCCUACGCCUCCUCGCAGGCCAACAUCCGGCCCCACCGGCCCGAGUGGAUCCACGACAAGGCCGACUUCGUGCCCGACACCCAGCUGCACAUCCCCCCGGCGGAGCCGGUGGAAUUCGUGCAAUUCCCCUUCUACCUCAACGGGCUGCGGGAGACAUCGGACUUCGUGGCGGCCAUCGGGCAGGUGCGGGCCAUCUGCGAGGACUUCACACGACUGGGGGUGCCCAGUUAUCCCAAUGGAUACCCCUUCCUCUUCUGGGAGCAGUACGUUGGCCUUCGCCGCUGGCUGCUCCUCUCCGUCGGGGUUGUCUUGGCCGCCACCUUCCUCGUCUGCGCCCUCUUCCUCCUCAACCCCGGGGCCGCCGCCGUCAUCGUGACGGUGUUGGCCCUGAUGACGCUGGAGCUGUUUGGGAUGAUGGGGCUGAUCGGCAUCAAGCUGAGCGCCAUCCCGGCGGUCAUCCUCAUCGCGUCCGUCGGCAUCGGCGUCGAAUUCACUGUCCACGUGGCCCUGGCUUUCCUCACCGCCGUCGGGGACCGAAACCACCGGGCCGUCGUCGCCCUGGAGCACGUGUUCGCCCCCGUGCUGGACGGGGCCAUGUCCACCCUGCUCGGAGUGCUCAUGCUCGCUGGCUCCGAGUUCGAUUUCAUCGUCAGGUAUUUCUUCGCCAUGCUGGCCAUCUUGACCGUACUGGGCGUUCUCAACGGGCUCGUCCUGCUCCCGGUCCUCCUGUCUCUCUUCGGCCCCUACCCCGAGGUGUCCCCCCCAGAGGGCUGCGAGCGGUUGCCCACGCCGUCCCCGGACCCCCCGGACUCGGACUCGUCGGACUGGGAGUCGGGGUCUCAGACCACCCUGUCGGGCCUCAGUGAGGAGCUGCGGCCCCCCCGGCCCACGGUGUCCGGCCCGCCCGGCCCCAUCCCGGCGGGGCAUCCAGCCGGAGCGGCCCCCCGGCCUCCCCUGAGCCGACCGCGGCGGGACGCCUUCUCCAGGCCGGCAGGGGUCUCCCCGGGGUGGCCCCGGGCCCUCCCACCCUUGGCCAUGGUCACUGCCUCAGCCUCCGUCACCGUGGCCUACGAGGGCCCCGUCUGGGACCCCCACGUGCCCGUCCACGGAGACCACACGGACCGGCAGCCCGGAGAAGGCGGCGAAGGCGACUGAGCCUCGACGGAGCCGGGACCACCCCUCUGCCCGCGCCUCGUGGCCCACCUCCGCUGCCCCCGGUCACGUCCCGUCUCUCGCCACGGCGGCCAACUCCAGACCACCGGGAGGCUGGAAGACGGCAUCCUGCCUGGUGACGGCCCCCGUCUCUCUGGACGAGUGGAAGGCUGGAAAACGGUGCUCCCCGGCGAUGCCCUUGUCUCGCUUUGGUGAGCAAACUCAAGACCAUCAGAAGGCCGGAAAACGGUGUCCUUUCCUGGCGAUGCCUCCGUCUCUCCAGGGCGGGCCACUCCGGACGAGCGGAAGGCCGGAAAACGAUUCCCCAACGGCGAUGCCCUCGUCUUGCUUCGGUGAGCAAAUUCCGGACCAUCGGAAGGCUGGAAAACGGCAUCCCUUGGCAAUGCCCUCGUCUCACUGCAGUGAGCAAAUUCCAGGCCAUUGGAAGGCCGGAGGAUGGCACCUUUCCUGGCGACAGCCCCGUCUCCACUCCGGAUGAGUGGAAGGCCGGAAAACAGGGCCCCUCGGUGAUGCCCUCGUCUCGCUUUGGUGAGCAAACUCCAGACAAUCGGAAGGCCGGAAAAUGGCGUCCUUCGGCGAUGCCCUCAUCUCACUGCAGUGAGUAAAUUCCGGGCCAUUGGAAGGCCGGAGGAUGGCACCUUUCCUGGCGACGACCCCGUCUCUCCAGGGUGGGCCAUUCCGGACAAGCAGAAGGCCGGAAAACGGUGCCCCUCGGCAAUGCUUGCCUCUCAAGGCGGUGAGCAAACUCCAGACCAUCGGAAAGCCGGAAAACGUUGUCCCUCGGCGAUGCCCUCGUCUCGCUGCGGUGAGUAAAUUCCGGGCCACUGGAAGGCUGGAAGAUGGCACCUUUCUUGGCAAGGCCCCUGUCUCCCUGCGGUGGACAACUCCAGACCACCGCAAGUCUGGAAAAUGGUGCCGCUUGGCGAUGCCCCCAUCUCGCCACGGCGGGUAACUCGGAACCACAAGAAGGCUGGAAGAUGGUGUCCCACCUGGCAACACCCCCUUCUCACCAUGGGUGGGCAAUUCCAGACCACUGGAAGUCUGGAAAACGGUGGCCCAUGAGGUAACUGGGAACCACAUGAAGGCGGGAAGAUGGCAUCCCACCUGGCGACGCCCCCAUCUCAUCAUGGCGGGCAACUCCAGACCACCGGAAGGCUGGAAAAUGGGCCUCAAUCUCUGCACAGGGGUUGGGAAUCGCGUUUUUAAUCUGUACUGGGUUUGGGAAUCGCGUUUAUGAAUCUGCACGGGGGUGGGAAUUGCGUUUUUCAUCUGUACAGGGGGUGGGAAUUGCGUUUUUCAUCUGUACAGAGGGUGGGAAUCGCGUUUUUAACCGUACAUGGGGUGGGAAUCGCGUUUUUAUCUGUACAGGGGGUGGGAAUCAUGUUUUUAAUCUGUACAGGGGUCGGGAAUCGCAUUUAUUAGUCUGUACAAGGGUCGGGAAUCGCAUUUUUAAUCUGUACAGUGGUCUGGAAUCGCGUUUUUAAUCUGUACAGGGGUCGGGAAUCGCGGUUUUAAUCAGUACAGGGGUCGGGAAUCGCAUUUAUUAAUCUGCACAGGGGUCGGGAAUCACGUUUUUAACCUGUACAGGGGUGGGGAAUCGCGUUUUUAAUCUGUACAGGGGUCGGGAAUCGCAUUUAUUAGUCUGUACAAGGGUCGGGAAUCACGUUUUUAAUCUGUACAGGGGUAGGGAAUCAUGUUUUUAAUCUGUACAGGGGUUGGGAAUCACGUUUAUUAAUCUGCAAAGGGGGUGGGAAUAGCGUUUUUAAUCUGUACAGGGGUCGGGAAUAGCGUUUUUAAUCUGUACAGGGGUUGGGAAUCGCGUUUUUAAUCUGUACAGAGGUCGGGAAUCACAUUUAUUAGUCUGUACAAGGGUCAGGAAUCGCGUUUUUAAUCUGUACAGGGAUU
Molecule: messenger RNA, 5615 nt
Organism: Tachyglossus aculeatus (Australian echidna)
Lineage: Eukaryota; Metazoa; Chordata; Mammalia; Monotremata; Tachyglossidae
Gene: PTCH1
Product: patched 1
Exons: 23
Coding region: 123-3692 (1189 amino acids)
Biological process (GO): smoothened signaling pathway
Cellular component (GO): plasma membrane
Molecular function (GO): hedgehog receptor activity; smoothened binding; hedgehog family protein binding
Source: RefSeq, a predicted model, not a curated record